Messenger RNA from Aspergillus candidus, 6194 nucleotides. RefSeq lists its product as uncharacterized. The record is from RefSeq and is a predicted model, not a curated record. The transcript has 2 exons. Bases 164 to 5707 code for a protein of 1847 amino acids. NCBI's taxonomy places the organism in Eukaryota, Fungi, Ascomycota, Eurotiomycetes, Eurotiales, Aspergillaceae. Gene Ontology annotation, molecular function: protein binding.
GCAUUAGCGCCUCCUUACCUUUAGAGACCUGCAAUUGCACAUACACCCCAUGGUUGGCGUGCAUUGUUGUUGUUUUUGUCUGCUGGACCUGCAUUCGUUCCCACUGCGGCUGAGUUGAUUAGGGUGGCGCGCAUUGAGCUGAUCACUCGAGCCCUCUGUCAACAUGGGAAACAAUCCUCCAUGGCUGGAGAGCCUGUCCGACGACUGGGUGCCAUUACCAGCAACUCCCGGAACCCCAGCAACCCCGACCAGUCCGGCAACAACUCGUCCCCUCGACCACUCCCGACGCUCCAGCUUACAGAGCACCCCGAGUCGCCUACCGGUCCCCGCGCGUCGCUCCGUCGAACCCUCCUCCAUCGAUCAGAAGAAGGUCCCUCGUCCCUGUCAUUUUGCGAGAAAGCCCGCGCCUCCCACCCCAAAGUACAACUCCCCCAGGACCCCCCAUAAGCCGCGCACCCCCGUCCCCAAAGUUCGCACGCCCAGACCCGAUAGGACGACCCCCAAAUACAACCCCCCGUCGACCCGCAAGAAGCCGCCCCCCACGGACACCAAAUCGCCGCUGCGCUCGGUCUCGAACGUGUCCAAUAUGUCCAACCGGUCGAGCCAGCAGGGGACCGUCCAGGUGCGGCCCAAGAAACGGGAUGAGAAGGAGGGAACUCCCGAAUGGCGGAAGAGGCUCGUGAAGGGUGACAUCCCCGCGGGUGAGCAGCGCGAUCUGUUUGCUCCCAUCGGGUUGGAGAGUGUCUUUAAGCCGCCCACCCCAGGGUCGGACAAGACCCAGCAGGAUCCCAUGGCGCACAUGAAGAAUACGGGCGAGGCGUGGGAUCUCGACCGGAGUCUGAACCGAAAUAAGGAUACGGAUGCGAAACAGGACUCCGCGAAGAGAAGAGGGGCACGGAACUCAUCCGGUACCAAUCCUCGGUCGUCGAUCACCAGAGUCAAGCCGCGCAUCACGACACAAGCCAGCACGAGCCCCCUUGGAUCGCCAAAACGACCGACGGAAACCACCAACGCGUCGGAAGGGCCGUCGCUAGACCUCGAACAGACCCACGAUCUCUCACAGAACGACACCCAGAGGAGAACCGCGAGCGGUCUGGAGGACCUUCGCAACGAGGACAUCACCCCGAUCACGUUUUCGCGCACAAACACGGUCGAAGGAAAUGGGACGUCGGAAGUCAUUCGGUCUGCCCUGAAGCAGGUGACGAACAAGCUGGAACGGCUGUCGCUGGCCCCGUGGGAGCGACCCAACUCCCGCGCCAGCGACAGCGUGUUGCUGAACCAACAAAGCGACCCCGCCGUCGAAACGGUCCCAGAGGACGACUUGCUGGAUGUCACCAGUCAUUCCUUGCCGCAGGACCUGUCUGUCGGCACCCUGGACCACCGGGGACGAAGAGCCUUUGCGAGCUUGCGGCGGGAUCAGUACCUGGGCGACACCUCGUUCCAAAGGCGACGUCUUUCCCCACCUUCAUUCCCGACUCAUCUCUCUCCAUUCCUCCCAGAGAAUUCCCGAAUCCGUAGCUCACCCCCCUUCUACAACAAACCAAACCCAAUGACGGAUUCACUCACGCUUCCGCGACCCUCAUCCGCCCAUGUCAUGUCGACAAACUUUGACCAAACCGGACAAGACUCAACGGACGCCAUGCCGUCGUCUGGAAGCCCACUGAAGCUGUUUGGCGAUCACGACACCUUUACAAACAACAAACUGCUGCGCCGAAUGUCUCAAUUCGAAGAGACUUUUGGAGGCCUCUCGGAAGACGACGAGCCGGUCUCGCCAUCGGAGGAGGCUCGUCGCAAGGGGGAGAACCGAAGUCUCCUGGGUCGGCACGACGAUCCGUUCAGUGAGAAUUCCACGCGACGGUACGAGCGGCCGAGGUCUCGACACACCCCAAAUAGCCGGCUGCAUAAGUUUGGAGAUGGGCAGUUGGACCAUUUCGGGUUCCCUGAUACGAAUCCCAACGAGCCACAAUUACUGAGCCACGAACCUUCGGAUGCCAACUCACGCCCAUCUUCGCGACGGCAGAAAUAUCUCCGACGCACCUCUUACCGGACGUCCAGCCGGGACCAGACCUCGAUUGCUUCCAACUCCAAGUAUCUCGGCCGGUCGAACCUUUCAUCAGCCGCCAGCACCCAGAGAGACAAGGACGGCGGCAGGGACGCCGACAAAGAGAACCAGGACCCAUCGGAAAAGGACGCGACGCCGCCUUCCCCAGCAAAGGAUCCACACCCCAAACGGCGUCGGACGAUCCUGAUGUCGGAUGAUUCGAUCCAGGAUGACUAUGAAGCGUGGACGGCGCCAGGUCAGGCCCCCGACAAUCUAUCUCUGCUCCAGAGAAGCUUGAUGCAACAUGGCGUGAGCUACGACGAGGAUUCUUCACGGCCGCGGAGUCCGACUCCAAACCAAACGGCAUCCUUUGACGCGGGAAACGACAGCUUCAGCCAGAACGAUGGGGAUUCCAUCUUUUUUGAUGGGGAGCAGUCCAUGAAUACCGACGUACCGAUCGUCAGAGUGACCGGCGUCAAUGAUGAGAUCCGCAAAGGGUCAAUUACGACCCAGGACUUUCUCAACGAAGCGACCAAAAUCAUGGAUAUCAUCAGAUCCAACGGCCACAAGGGGAACGGCUUAUCCAGCGUGGAAGAAUCAACCGCCGAAGACGGCAAGAGUAACGACAGUUACGACGAUGAUUCUACUCGUGAGGAUUUCUCCCGACCUCCAAGCCGCGAAGGGGUCGACAUACGCAAGCUACGUGAGCCCCGGACACAGAAUGCCCGCGUACUGAGCCAUCUACGCAAGUUCCAGGAGAAAGACGAUCAGGAAUUCGGGUCCGUCAUGUCCCUGAAUUUCGAUCCGGCUAAGAACCCAAGGUCCCUGCCGAGGGGUAGCAGGCGAGGCAGUAUCCCUGGGCCCCGCAAACGCAAGCUAUCCACGCAGAACUCGUUUGGCGAAGAUGACGACCUUCCUGAUCUGUUGACCCUUAACACGCAGCUGUCAAAGGCUUUCAGUGCACGAUCCAUACCGACCAGCUCGUCCCAAAAUUCACAAGCCAAGGGCGUUCUGUCGUCGGACUUGGUGUCCCACCUGAUCCCUGAGCAGGUAAACGGUAUGACGUAUGACCGUUUGAAGCACCAGUGGAUCAGACAACGACCGAGAAAGCUUGCCUCGUUACCUAAAGACGAUAAUAGCGAGGAUGAUCCGUUCAGCGAUAUCCCUGAUCUCAGUGUCGACGAAAUGCAAGAAAUUCUGCGGAUCGAACGCUACUUUUCUGACCGUCCGGACACCGCCGACUCCGCACGAUCUAAUGGGGCUCAAGGCUCGCUUCGGAGUGAAGGUCAUUCGGCAAAGUCAGAGCCCCGACCAGAGUCCAAAGAUGGAGAACCAUCGGUCACGGCCAGCUCAGUCCAGUCGAAAGGAACCCAAUUUACUUCGAGUGUCCCACACACCGGGACAGGUGCCACGUCGUGGGGCACGGAGGCGCGAAAGAGCAGAGAUUCUUCGAACGAGGCGAAGCACGAGAUGCAGCUUCACGAAGGGCAGCCAUCAAGACCUCCUGGACAACAGAAGGACGCCAAUCAGAAAGCGCGGGUCGUCACCAUCAGCUUUUCCUCGCCCCUUGUCUCACAGGUCGCGUAUAGUGACGACGAGAGUCCUGCGAAACUUCGACGAGAACAAAAUAGUACUGGGUCUCAGACUGAGCAUCAAGAGAUUGAGGGCGAGACUUCUCGUCUAGAUUCAAGGCAAACGACCAUGCUUACAGGUCGUCGCAACUCAGUGCACGAGGAGCCUUUCCUGAGACGCUCUAUUUCGAGGAUCGACGAGCGAGAUGAAGACGCGGCGGAAAAUAUGAGUCUGGUGCGGAGAAACUCAAUGCCUGCCGAGACUUUCCUGUCGGAGCACUACAACGAAAACUCGAUGUUGGUGCGGAACACGGGCCAUGACACGACCUAUAGUUUCCAUAUGAGUCCCUUGCCGGAUUUCACCGUGGACCAGGUCGACCAGUCCCUGGAUCCGGAGAUGAGCUAUGUGGCUCAACGGACGCAUCCCAAGUCGCUGCGCCAGGUCCAUGGAACCUUUGCGAUGGCGACUGAGGAAAUAGUGAAGCAUAUUACGGAAGCUGAGCCGUUUGAACCGUACUGGGAACACGUUCGCCGUCUGGUUCUCCGCCGAAAAGGGCUGAUCACUCUCCACAAAUUGGCGGCUUUCUGUCCCCGGUUGGAAGACCUGGAUGUGUCUUAUAAUGACAUCGGCCAGCUGGGUGGUGUACCUUCGAGUCUGCGGACCUUGAAGAUGCAGAAUAACUGUCUGUCGAAUCUCACGUCUUGGAGUCACUUGAGCAACUUGCAGUACUUGGAUGUCUCAGGAAAUGACCUCGAGAGCUUGGAUGGUCUGAGUGGUUUGAUUCAUCUCAGAGAAGUCAACGCCAGCAAUAACGACAUCAGAGACAUCUCCGGAGCCUUCGAGUUGAAUGGCCUCCUGAGCUUAAAAUUGAGCAAUAACAGCCUGACCAUGGUUGACUUUGCCGGGUCCGAACUCACUCGUCUUGAAGAGUUAGAUUUAAGCCACAAUAAUUUGCUAUCCGUGCAGAACCUCGGCAGCCUGUGCGCGCUGUCGUCCCUCGAUCUCAGCUCUAACCAGCUAAGCAAGGCGGAGUUCUCGAACGUCCUCCUCAACAUGCGAUCAUUGCGGGUCUCCAACAAUCAACUACCCUCUCUGGAUGUCGGGGUAUUCCCUUCACUGACCCUUCUAUACGCGGACCAAAACCGUCUCUCCACCAUUUCUGGCCUGGGGCGCUGCCACAGCCUGGAGAUCCUCUCCGCCCGAGAACAAACACUGUCCAACGAGCACAACGGCGGCUUCUUCGACGUGGAUCUAGGUCUCGUGAAAGACGUCCGCAAAGUCUUCCUAUCCUCGAACCACCUCUCCAUGCAGACCCUCUCCCCAUCCGUCCCACUCUCAAGCCUCCAACUCCUAGACAUCGCAUCCUGCAACAUCCAAACCCUCCCAAUCGACUUCGCCCUCAACUUCCCCAACCUCAAAGUCCUCAACCUCAACUUCAACUCCCUAGCCAGCGUCGCCGAACUCGUCGGCCUAAACUGUCUCGCCCGUCUCACAGUCGCAGGGAACUGCAUCGCCCGUCUGCGCAAAUUCUGCCAGGUCCUCAGCCGCCUCGGCAGAAUGAACAAGAGCAAGGUCUCCUCCCUCCAGAAGGUAGACACGAGGGGUAACCCCCUCACCGUCCGCUUCUACCCGCCCGCCAUCACAGGAAGCGGUCGCGACAACAGACCGGACGCCAGGAAACUCAAAGCCAAGGAAGAGGAGUCCCCGGCCACAAGCCCAGCCCGCAAAACAGGCCUAGACCUCCCCUCCGUCCUGGCCGACUUCAGCCACUGCCACGAACUCUCCCGCAUCAUCGGCAAUGAUGACGAUGAAGAUAACGACGACGAGGCAGACGGACCGGAGAUCGACGACCCGUACACCCUCCCCCUGGCUGACGCCCUCGCCGACCAGAAGUAUGUCUCUCGUCUGGAUGAGUCCACGCGUCUCAGACGGAGAGUCUUCGAACUCAUGCUUUAUGCUGGGACGGGCGGAUCGCUUAAGUUCCUGGAUGGGCUUGAGAUGCGUCCUACUCUUGAGGAGGGGUCAGAUAUGGAUCGUGCUUGGUCGAGGCUGGAGAAGUUGGGCGUGUUGAAGAAGAAGGCUAUUACUGCUUGAUGGCUUCUUCUAUUCACUUUGCCUUACGUUCGCUCUCUCCCAUUUUCUCAGUCCACGAAGGGUUCUCAUCUCCUACCCUCACUUCCUCCUUUUCAUAUAUUUAGCGUUUGUUUCUGGUGUCUGUCGGUUGGUUGGUAUUUAUCUCCCUGGUGCUUGGUUGUCGAUUUAUUCAUUAUCUAUUGUAAUGGGAGGUGCGCUCACUACCUACCUACCCUACUUGACACUUCUAUGGCUGUACCUGGGGAGCACUGUCUAUUCAUUUCUCCUGCAUUCUGCUACACUGCAUGCUUUUGUCCUCCGUGUUCGUGUUACUUGCUUGCUUUAUUUUAUCCUUAGUCCACUGUCACUGACUUCAUUUGAUGGAGGACUUACUAUUGGGACCCUGGGGCUAGCGCUGGACCAAGGCGGUGUUGUGAUUAAUUGAUGGAUGGAUCAUGGCAUUGCAUACAUGCAUACUUACAUACCCGGAGUUUUUUUUUUUUUUUUU